Molecule: messenger RNA, 600 nt
Organism: Hydatigera taeniaeformis
Lineage: Eukaryota; Metazoa; Platyhelminthes; Cestoda; Cyclophyllidea; Taeniidae
Source: the annotation of a GenBank genome assembly
AUGGAUGAGCGCAGGUUCUUAGAGAUGCGGAAACAAAUUGACGAAAAUAAUGAAGAUGUCCGGGAUUUCUUGGAUAACAUGGAUCAAUGGCGCCUGGAUAUGGAGAGAAAAAAUGCACAGUUACGUUCUGAAACCAAAAAACAGGAUGAUUUGCCUCAUAUUCGCAAUGUUUUACAUAAGAAAAAGAAAAAGCGCUCGAAUCCUACCACAGUUUCUACUGAGUUGAAAGCCACUAAUUCGUGUCGUAUUAAAUCGGAUGACUACAAGUCGUGGGAUUCGUUUGAUGUUGAUAAAGCACUGGACGCUAUUGACGAACGUGAGGAAAAAGGCGCUUCCGGAGAAAGCGAAACAGAUGAGGAAUGGGAGGAUGAAAGGCGAAUCAAGUUGGCAGACAUGGAAAAGGAGCAGGGAAACGAGAGUAAAUAUGAAGAGGCGAUCGAACACUACACUUCCGCCAUCCGGUUAUCACCGGAGAAUCCACUUUUCUACUCAAACCGAGCUCUGGCGCUUUGCAAACUAGAGCGUUUCGCUUCCGCUGAGGCCGAUUGUUCCACCGCCCUCAAGAUUGAUCCAAACCUAGUCAAGGCUCUCUAUCGGUAA